AUGAGUUCUCAACUACUCUUCUCACUGGUCCUUCUCCAAGUAACUGCUCUCGGAGCUCUCGGUCAGCUCUGCACCCAAUGUCCCAACGUUGUAAAUGUUGUGAACGAAAAUGUCAAGUUGAUCUUCAACAACACGAUCAAUGCAGAUGGCUGCAAAGAGGUCACCAUGACAUGCAUAGCUGUUAAACCAGAUUGCGCGGCUAGAGCUAGAAUUAUGACCAAGGAUACCAAAGUAAUUCUCAACACUGCCACGGAUUAUGAGGGUACAGUUGCUGGUUUUGGCGCGAUUGUGUGCAAACAACAGUCCUCUACGUCAGCCGAUUACAAUUAUAAUGGAACCUGGAACGUUGAAUUCACUUGCAAAGAUCUUUGCGAAGGUACUGGAGGAUCUGGAGGCGGUGGUGCGGUGACCAUCGAGGAGACCACUGAGGAUCCCACUACCAAGAUGCCGGCUGAACGCGGAUGCAAGGUUCAGAAAUAA
Messenger RNA from Caenorhabditis remanei, 480 nucleotides. RefSeq lists its product as uncharacterized. NCBI's taxonomy places the organism in Eukaryota, Metazoa, Nematoda, Chromadorea, Rhabditida, Rhabditidae. The transcript has 3 exons. Bases 1 to 480 code for a protein of 159 amino acids. The record is from RefSeq and is a predicted model, not a curated record.